Molecule: messenger RNA, 1008 nt
Organism: Cylindrotheca closterium
Lineage: Eukaryota; Bacillariophyta; Bacillariophyceae; Bacillariales; Bacillariaceae
Source: the annotation of a GenBank genome assembly
AUGAGUACAGCAACUAAGCAGAACACGAAACAUGCUGCAAGUGGACCAUGUUGUUUCUUCCUCAAGUAUGGAAAAUGUGUUCCCCCUCGAGGUUCUUGCCGCUUUUCGCAUGAUUUGCAAGACGAUGGUGUCACUCCUUGUUGCUUUGGCCCCACAUGUCGCCUGGGACAUGCUUCCAGAGUGAAGUUUGCGGAUGCAAAGCAAAAGUCGGAGUAUUGGAAAGAAUAUCAUAUGGACGGUAACCUUGACGGUGACUCGCCAGCUGUUCGAGAUGCUACCUUGUUGCGAUCCCAACUCGAACCUUGGCCAACCUCAACCUUACGAACACGUUUGGUGGAAUCCUUUGGGGAAUCAUAUGGUGACUUGGAUGGAUUGGCGAGGGGACAUAUAAUGGAGCGUUUGCUGAAACACUAUGAGAAUUAUGGGGAACGAAAGGAGCUACGAGUCGAUGGAAAAGAAGUGUCGGAACAAGUCCGAAUAAAACUGAUGGAUAAACUGAUAGAUUUUAAAUCCCGACACCAGAAGAACACCAGACCUUCCAUUAGUGCCCGAUCAUAUAUGAUACUGAGAUCGCCGCUAGAGUUUGAACAAAAGAACAGCAACAAUGCCAAGGCUGCUGCCAAGAAGUUCAACAAAUAUUUGGACCUUUGGAACCUGGCAAAAGAGGCUUUGAUGGAAGUUGAUCCCGAAUUUGCAAGGAAUUUCUCGGCAUUAGCCGUGACAUAUGGUUUUCAGGGAAGUCCUCAUAUUGACAAACAAAACACAGCCCCUUUCUAUGGACUGUCAUUAGGUUCCUUUCCUGAAGGGCAAGGUGGGAUCUGUGUCGAAGUAGAUGCUUUCAGUAUCUGUCACGUGAACACCAAAGACCGCUUGGGCAAAGUGGAUGGCCGAUAUCCCCAUUGGGUAGCCCCUUACGAUUCGUCUACGGAACGCUUCUCCUUGAUCUACUAUUCUACCUGGCAAGAGUAUGAACAUCCCAAGCAAGCUUAUUAUGGUGGAGAAGAAUAA